AAACCACUUGGUUCCUAGAUCAUUAUUUGCAUUACUCCUACAGUUCUGACCCCUGCCAGUGAUACACUCUUCUCCCGACUACUAUCCCUACGCCUGCUUCUAUCCCUUCAUCCAGAAAAAUGGCUGACCCUAAGAUCCAUUCUCCCAAAAAGAGAACCCCCUCAAAAUCCGAGACGGAUAAGAGAAGAACUCCUUCCUUCUCCAACACAUCGUCGCCGUGGUUCAGGCGAAACUCCUUCUUGUCGCCCGCCAUGAUUCACAGCGAAAACAUCUCCGUUUAUGAAUGCCCCAACUAUUACAGCGAUAGUUCUACCUAUAACAUUAUUUCCUUGAAAGAAUGCCAGGGGUUCAUUUUCAACCAGGACCUCUUUGCAUCUCCGUACCAGCAGCAGCGGACAUUGAUAAGCGAGCGCAAGCUCAGAGCCAUGAGCCACUCGUUCCACAAGUCCCGCUCCAACUCGAGUUCUCAUUCCCGCUCCAACUCCAUGUCGGGGCCAACGGGAACUCAGCGCCGCCACACGUCCUACCACGGCCACAAGCCGGUGUUUGCGACCGCCAUUAUCGACAACUCCGCCAUAGAAGACGAUGACGAGGACGUCUCCAAUUCCAGCGUUCGAGAAGCUUUCAACCAGUUUGAAAACACCACGGUAGAUAUCGAAUUGGACACUCAGGACGAGGACAUCGACGGCCUCGCGGUUGAGGAUGCUGACGACGUGGACGUGCUUGUGGGAGAGGGAACGGGUGGCAUGUACAAGGUGCACGUGACAGAGAUUGUAGUGAAUGAUAGUGACGACAUUUUUCCCGUCAGGCAAUAGCCCUAGCUGUGUUGAUCUUAUGUUGAUACCCAUGGUUCAAUCCCGCUUAUCUCUGUUGCUGCUCAUAUCGUUCAUUCUCAUAUACUCAAUUCACAUAUAGUUCAUUUUCAUUUAGUUCAUUUUCAUAUAGUUCAUUUUCAUAUAGUUCAUCUACUUCUC
This is a messenger RNA of Yamadazyma tenuis ATCC 10573, 974 nucleotides long. NCBI's taxonomy places the organism in Eukaryota, Fungi, Ascomycota, Pichiomycetes, Serinales, Debaryomycetaceae. The record is from RefSeq and is a predicted model, not a curated record.